GAGACACAAAGACCUAGGUGACUGUGACUAGGCUGCGGCGUCGCAGAAUGGAGUAGCCGUGGAGUGAAGAGUCCCAACACUAGUCUCCCAAGUUUUUGAGGUGAGAGAAAUACGGUAAGUUGUUGUGUAAGGGCAGUUCAAUGACAGAUCUGAGGCUUUAACCUUAAGCGCUUUGUUUCUGGUUUAGUUUUGCCCAAGUUUGACGUGACCGUAAACGCACUGCAGACCUACAGCGUUGCAGUUAUGGGACUAAAAGUUGAGUCUUGUGCCAAAUGUACAUAUGGCCAACCUGUACCUGGUCAAGCCUUAGUGGAAGUGUGCCGUGAUCCAUUUCCAUACAGUCUGUUUCAUAAUUUGACCGGACAGUGCCUGACUCAAACCGCAAAGAUGAAUGCCAUGGGGUGUGCCUCUCUUACGGUUGGUACGUCAGUGCUUUUCAACACCAAAUUUGAAGACCAAACGCAAGACACAUUUCUUGUAAAUGUGAAUGUUACUGAGGAGGGAACAGAUGUAAUGGUGUCAAUCUGCAAUGGUGUGCAUUACAAACAAAGCUGUAUAUCUCUUGGAGGGGAGCAACUGGCCCAACAAACUGCUGUUGAAUCUAACUACAAACAAGAAUGGACGGGCUGCAUUCUCCCUAAACACUGCUAAUCUUAAGGCGGAUCUGAAUCUGGUGGCGAGUGCUAAUCCAGAGGUUUUUUUUAUGGUUAUAAAUCGCCAUACUUCACUACAGAUACAAGGUUUGUUCAGCUUCUCCCGACAACCCAUUGUUUAGUCCACUGACUUGACUAUAGUGACGCUCAAUCAGCAGCUCAAAUGUCGUGCUUCGUUUCCAGUGACCGUGGAGUAUUCAUUUGUUGGAGAGGCUGGUAGCUACAGCGCUGACAUUAUCUAUAUGGUGAGUGGACAUUAGUUUUGUAGUUAAGUUUGCUGGUCCGUUUGUUCCGCAACUUGCACAACUAUGUCUUCUGUCUUAUCCAAAGGAGUGAUUGUCCUCCAUGGAUUUCAGACGAUUGAAGCAAAGGCUGGUGAUGCAGUCACAAGCAGCUCCGAGACGUUCCAGUUGUCUGUCAGCAUCGAUAUGGCUCCAGCAGUGCAGAUUCAGGUCUACAGCGUUCUUCCCAGUAAGAAUGUAGUUGCUGCUAGUGUGCCGUUUGACACCAAUAUGUGUUUCCAGAACCAGGUACUGCAUGUUGUGGCUAUUUUCAAUUUGGGAAUGUUGGUGUGUGUCCUACAGCGUGUUAGUCCAUUUUCCAGGUGUCUCUGUCGCCCCGUCCGUCGGUCGCCCCGUCCGUCCGUCGGUCCGCCCGUCCGUCAGUCGCCCCAUCCGUCCGUCGGUCGCCC
Messenger RNA from Pimephales promelas (fathead minnow), 1344 nucleotides. The record is from RefSeq and is a predicted model, not a curated record. Lineage: Eukaryota; Metazoa; Chordata; Actinopteri; Cypriniformes; Leuciscidae.